AAGAUGCAGCCCACUGCCACGAUGGCCACCACAGCCACCACCACUGACACAGUUGCCCUGACGUCGUGGGACAAUUCCACCAUCCAUCCCACGGCCGAGCCAGAUCCCAUCCUGGACAACUAUGUGUUGUUGGUCGUGGUGAUGUCGCUGUUCAUCGGAGGCACGUUGGUGGUGCUGUCUGGCAUCUUGCUCCUGUGCAAAAGAUGCUGGGAGGUCCACCAGCGCUUCAGGGCCAUGGAGGAAGCAGAAAAGACCACCACCACCUACCUGGACAGUGGCACACAACCUGCCCAAGACCCUGAGUUCAGGGGCGAGGACCCUGAGGGCCAAGAUGUGGAGACGGAGCGCUUCUUGUCUACCAGUUCCACGGGCCGCCGGGUGUCCUUCAAUGAGGCUGCACUGUUUGAGCAGAGCCGGAAAGCUCAGGACAAGGGCCGAAGGUACACCCUGACGGAGGGAGACUUCCACCACCUGAAGAACUCCCGCCUCACCCAUCUGCAUCUGCCACCCCUCAAGAUUGUCACCAUCCAUGAAUGUGACUUGGGUGAGGCCAGCUCAGCUGCCACGCCCCACCCAGCCACCACCCCUAAGGAUAGCCUGGCCAUCUUCCAGCCCCUGGGGAAGGCCCUUACUGGCCGAUCUGUGGGCCCCAGCUCCGCCCUGCCAGGUGACCCCUACAAUCCAGCUGCUGGUGCCACUGACUUCGCAGAGAUCAGCCCCUUGGCCUCCAGUGACUCCUGUGAAAGUGCUUCACUGGAUGCAGGAGCCAGGAGUGCCAAGGCUGGUGGGCCUGGGACCUCAGUAGGUCCUGGGGAAGUGGGGGCAGGCUCUGGGGCGGGCACCGUCCUGCAGUUCCUCACCCGCCUGCGUCGCCAUGCCAGCCUGGAUGGGGCCAGCCCCUACUUCAAGGUCAAGAAAUGGAAGCUGGAGCCCAGCCAGAGGGCAUCCAGUCUGGACACAAGAGGUUCCCCCAAACGCCACCACUUCCAGCGGCAGCGGGCAGCCAGUGAGAGCAUGGACCAGGAUGAGGGGGACACCCCUCAUGCAGACUUCAUCCAGUACAUCACCCGUGCAGGCGACGCUGUGGCCUUCCCACCCCCCCGCCCCUUUCUGGCCAGCCCCACCAGCCCGCCCCCCGCUCUCGGCAGGCUAGAGGCGGCCGAGGCGGCGGGAGGAGUGAGUCCCGAGUCCCCGCCGGAGAGCGGCGCCGUCGCAGGGCCCGAGCAGCCGGAGCUGGAUGCCGAGCAGGCACAGGCCAGCUACCGCGACCUGUGGAGCCUACGCGCCUCACUCGAGUUGCAUGCAGCCACGGCCUCAGACCACAGCAGCAGUGGCAACGACCGUGACUCUGUGCGCAGCGGUGACAGCUCGGGCUCAGGGGGCGCGGCGCCCGCCUUCCCGCCACCCUCACCACCUGCGCCCCCACGACCCAAGGACGGCGAGGCUCGCCGACUGCUGCAGAUGGACAGCGGCUAUGCCAGCAUCGAAGGCGGCCGCGGUGCUGGUGACGACCUUGUGGUCAUCGAGCCGACGCCACCUUUGGCCACACCGGCACCCCCACCACGCAGUCCCCGUGCCUGGUCUCGGCGGCCACGUCGGGAUUACAGCAUAGACGAGAAGACGGAUGCACUUUUCCAUGAGUUCCUGCGACAUGACCCACACUUUGAUGACACACCAGCUGCGGUGCGUCACCGCGCACGCGCUCACCCACACGCGCAUGCGCGCAAGCAAUGGCAGCGAGGAAGGCAGCACAGCGACCCUGGUGGUGCACGCGCGGCCCCAUCCACUGGAACUGUCGUCUUGGCCGCUGGUGCGCCUCGGCCUGCGCGUGCACCCUUGCGCCGUGGCGACAGUGUCGACUGUCCGCCCGAGGGCCGUGCACUAGCCAGCACGGGGGACGACCCAGCCAUCCCUGUAAUCGAGGAAGAGCCUGGUGGUGGAGGUGGUGGAGGUGGUGGUGGGGGCUGCCCUGGCUCAGGCCUUUGUGUGGAGCCCUCGGGGGCGCUGCUGGACAAGCUGGCAGUAGGCCUCGAGGAAAGACUCUUCCCACACCUGGCCGAGCCUGUUCCCACAGCCCCCACACUGGUAGUUGCUGCUGCUGCCCCUACAUCCCCCGACCACAGCCCGGCCUAAGUCCUGUGACCCGAGCCCAAUUCUGGGAGGCUUCUUCAGCACCGUGUGGGGUCUCGGCAGCGAUGGCAGUGAGACAGACCUGGGGACACAAUGCUCUGUCGUGUAUGCACCUGGAUCACAGUGGCUCAUCGCGAGUGUGCAGCCUGGAUGCUUUGGCUGCCCCAGGUGCGAGCACUCGCAGCUCCAUGCGUCUCUUGAGGCGUGCAUGUGCACGGUCCAGCAGCCGCAGUCACAGUCCCACGUGCACACGCCACAGCCCCUUGUUGACCUCCUGCCUUCCAUGUGUGCACACAUAUUGCCCUUUCUUGGGUAUGCUGUGGGCAGUCAUCAUGGUAUCCAGAGAUGCGUGUUCCAAGACCCUGGCUCAGCUAGAGAAAGGAAUUGCCCUUUGGGCCCUUGAGGACAACAGUCAAUGCCCAUGGCCUCAGACAACAGCAUGCAGAACUUGUGCACAAAGCCAAGUUUCUGGCUGGGGAAGCGCAGUGAUCAGGCCUGCACCGUGGCCUCAGGGUAGGGCAUCUCAAGGGAUGUGAAUAGGUACUAUCCUGAAGCUUGAGGCAUCAGGAGCAUGUGCUUGGGAAGGGGAGCACAUUGCCUGCCAGGUGUCUGUGUGAUCCCCACCAAGGUAGGAACCGCAGGGGGCUAAGGAUCAAGGAGUUCUCCAACCCAGGACCCAGGAGGUUGGCUGGAGGACGUGGUUGCCAAUCCCUCCAAGCCGUUUACCUCACCGCGGCAUGUGCUCGCGGCAGUCCGCGCCUCUUUCCACUCCGAGCAAUAACUGCGUUUGCCGCCGCCAACGCUGCCGCUGAGGCCACCAGCUCUCCUGCCGCCGCCACUGCCUCCCCAUAUGCGCUGUCCUGUCCAUCCCAUCCUGCAUGCCAUUGGCCACCCGUGCUGCCCUGUCCAGAGGAGCCACUGGGGACUUGGUGUUGGAAGUGUGGAUAGAACACAGCCCAGGCGGCAUGAUUUCAAGUCUCCCGAGCUUUAUUUAUUGCCAAAAGAUGGGGCCACUGGCCCUGCCCUUGCUGCUGCCCGCCCAGUCUGUCCCACCCCAAGAUGGCGUUUUCGUGUUGUUUUUGUUUCCUGAUUAUAAAUAUUUACUGCACACUUGUCUGCUCCUGGUCUUCUCUGAGGACCCAAGACCGUUGUGGGGUCUUCGUGUUUCGCACUAUCCGCUGCUUACCCUGGUAACACAAAGCUCAGAUGGGGCCCUGCCUGUGAGGACCAUGUGCUCCCAUCUAACUCCCAAUGGUUCUCAAACACCCUCACAGCCAGAGAUCAAAUCCACCUGUUUUAUUUUAAAAAAAAGAAGAAAGAAAAUCAAACAACAAAAA
Messenger RNA from Octodon degus (degu), 3467 nucleotides. It is a transcript of the gene Cbarp, whose product is annotated as CACN beta subunit associated regulatory protein. Gene Ontology annotation, molecular function: transmembrane transporter binding. Gene Ontology annotation, cellular component: plasma membrane; secretory granule. Bases 4 to 2133 code for a protein of 709 amino acids. The record is from RefSeq and is a predicted model, not a curated record. The transcript has 9 exons. Gene Ontology annotation, biological process: negative regulation of voltage-gated calcium channel activity; negative regulation of calcium ion-dependent exocytosis. NCBI's taxonomy places the organism in Eukaryota, Metazoa, Chordata, Mammalia, Rodentia, Octodontidae.